GUAAUUAAGAAAUAGUAGAAUUUGACGUGAGCGUCCUAUAUAAAUAGGAGUGUGGUGGUUUAGACAAAUUAAUUGAAUAUUGUAGGAAGAGAGACACAUAAAAGAAAUUGUUGAAGAUCUAUGACAAUCAUGAUGGAGAGGCAGCAUAGAAGAAAUUGUAUAGAAAAAAUAAUGCCAUUCAUAGCUGUAUUGUUUUUGCAAUUUGGAUAUGCAGUUAUGGAUGUUCUAUCAAAGGCUGCAUUGAACAAAGGAAUGAGUAACUAUGUUUUUGUCGUCUACCGUCACGCCGUUGCAUUCAUCGUCGUAACUCCUUUUGCACUCUAUUUUGACAAGAAAGUAAGGCCCAAAAUGACUAUUUCAAUCUUCAUAAAGAUAGUGGCACUAAGUUUGCUAGAGCCAGUAAUUGAUCAGAAUUUGUAUUUUUUGGGGAUGAAAUUCACAACGGCAACCUUUGCAGCUUCCAUGAGCAAUAUUCUUCCUGCUAUUACGUUUAUAUUGGCUUCUAUUCUAAGGAUUGAGAAGAUAAAGAUAAGAAGUAUACGAACUCAAGCAAAAGUGGUGGGAACUAUAGCAACCGUUUCAGGUGCAAUGGUGAUGACACUAAUUAAAGGGCCAGUACUUUUUGGGACAUUUGGAAGUGAUUCUCAAAACCAUCAUAAUAGUGGCAUAAGUACUCAACAUACAAUCAUUGGAGCUGUGAUGAUCACAUUAGGAUGUUUUAGUUGGGCUUGUUUUAUAAUCCUCCAAGCUAUUACCCUUGAAACCUACCCUGCAGCACUUUCACUAUCGUCAUGGAUAUGUCUAUUGGGAACAUUAGAAGGUGCAGCAGUUGCUUUGGUUGUGGAAAGAGGCAAUUAUUCAGUUUGGUCCAUAAAAUGGGAUGUGAGAUUGUUGUCAGCUAUUUACACGGGCAUAUUCUGCUCAGGGCUAGGUUAUUAUUUACAAGGAGUAGUGAUGAAAACUAGAGGCCCAGUGUUUGUCACAACAUUUAAUCCUUUGUGCAUGGUUAUUGUUGCUAUCAUGGGAUACUUCAUUCUUGCCGAACAAAUGUUCCUUGGAAGGGUGGUGGGUGCAUUUAUCAUUUGUUUGGGUUUGUACCUUGUUGUGUGGGGAAAAAGCAAAGAUUACAACAGCCCAUCAAAAUCAAAUAUUGAAGAACCUGUUUUACCGAAUUAGCAAUCUGCAACUGAAAAUUGUACUUAUGAACAAGAGGGUGGAGUGCAAAUUAUUGUUAUAUUGUAAUUUUAAUGUCAAUUUUCAAUUUCAAUAUUAUGGGACAUUUUCAGAGAGACUCUGCACCUUCUAGUGUCAAUACUCUUGUAAAGAUAUUUUAAGAUUUCAAUGUGGCACAACAAAAUACUGAAUUUUCAUUCAAUAAUAAUAUAGAAUAGUUUUAUGUACA
Molecule: messenger RNA, 1402 nt
Organism: Cicer arietinum (chickpea)
Lineage: Eukaryota; Viridiplantae; Streptophyta; Magnoliopsida; Fabales; Fabaceae
Product: WAT1-related protein At2g37460-like
Cellular component (GO): membrane
Molecular function (GO): transmembrane transporter activity
Source: RefSeq, a predicted model, not a curated record